UAGCAGAAAUAGCUUUUGGCCUUCUUUCUCCACUAGCAUUGUAUCUAUCACCAGGAAGCAUUGGCUGUCCUGAGCUCUCCUGACAUCAUAGGCAGCGAUAAUGGCCUCGGCGUCGCUCGUCGGAGCCUCCGCUCUCGCUCCCGCGACAGCGCAGGUGCCGCGCGGAAAGUCGCAGCUGCAACCGCUUUCCCUCACCAAUCCAUCUGCCGUUCCUAUCAGCAUUGGGUCUGGCUCCCAAAGCGCCAUUUUCCGUGCCGCUGCUCCCUCCUCCUCCGGCCGCUCCUCUGUCGCUCCAUGCCAGGCGACGAAGGACGGGAAGUGGGGGGUUCAGCUACCGUGGGAUAAGAAGGACGAGGAGGAGGAAGAGGAAGAAGAGGCACCAGGCAAGGCGAUUCUGGGAGUUAACCUGCCAUGGGGUAAGAAGAAGGAGGAGAUGGAGGUGGUGGAGGAAGAGGCACCAGGAAAGUCGAUUCUGGGAGUGAAGCUCCCCUGGAAGCGCGAGGUUGUGGUGGAAGAGGAGGAAGAGGAGCCUCAGGCCAAGUCGAUUCUCGGCCAGCUGGGAACGAUGCGCUGGUCGCUCAAGCCGAAGGACGAGCAGGAGGAGGAAGAAGCAGCAGUAGAGGAGGAGAAAAGCAAGGCGUCGUUUUUUAAUCAGCUCGGAACGAUGCGCUGGUCGCUGAAUGCGGGGGAGGCGGCGGAGGAGGUGGAGGAGGUGGAGGAGGUGGUGGAGGAGGAGGAGGACGAGAGCGCGUCGUUCUGGCGGCAGUGGUACGUCAGCAUCACGGGGUUCCCGUUCCCGCUGCGUCCCUUCCUCAGUCGCAAGACGUACCGCUAUGAGGUGGACCCUGGCAGCACCUGGAGCUUCGAGCAGGAGCAAGGGCUGGGAUUCAGCAACGUCACGACCAACGUCAGAAUGACCGUUAUCAAGCUCAAGUCCGGCGGGCUCUUCGUCCACGCGCCUAUUGCGCCCACGGCCGAAUGUCUCAAGCUCCUGGCGGAUCUCAAGCUCCCCGUGGAGCACAUCGUCCUCCCCACCUUCGCGUACGAGCACAAGGUGUUCGCGGGGCCCUUUGCGCGCGCGUUCCCCAAGGCGCGCGCGUGGGUGGCGCCCCGCCAGUGGAGCUGGCCCAUCAACCUUCCCCUGCCGCUCCUUGGGCUCUUCGGGGGGACGGUCCUGGCCGAGGAAGGGCCCAAGCCUGACGAGUGGCCCGAGGAGAUAGAUUAUAAGAUCUUUGCAUCCCCGGAAGUUGGCAUUGGCCCGUACGUGGAGAUAGCCUUUUUCCACCGGCCCUCGCGCACGCUGCUCCUGACCGACGCGGUGAUCGUGGUGCCCAGGGAGCCGCCCCAGGUGGUGCGCACAGACGCACUGCUGGACGCUGCCCGCAAUGGGCUGGCUGUGCGAGUGCUGUCGGCAGGGCGAGAGGUGCCGGAUGUGGAGGUGGAAGACACGGAGGAGUUCAGGACGCUCGGGUGGCAGCGCAUGGUGCUGCAGAUUCUCUUCUUCGGCCCGGGCAACCUCCUGGAGCCAGAGGAGGCGUUUGAGCGCAUCUGCGGCAAGCUCGUGGUGUCGCCCGUCGUCAAGACACUCGUCUUUGACAAAGUGCCCGUGCAGGCCCUAGCAUGGAUCAACAGCAUCACAUCUGACUGGGCGUUCACCCGCAUCAUCCCAUGCCACUUCUCCUCGCCCAUCGCCGCCACGCCAUCCGACCUACGAAAAACCUUCGCCUUCCUCCAAGACCUCCUCCCCCCCGGCUCCACCUCGCCAUUCCCUGUGAUCCCCUCUCUACCGGCCGUGGCUCUGCCGAGCCUGGCAAGCUUGUUUGGAAGGGGGAAGGAGGCUGCUCCUAGGGUGGAGGUUGCUACAGAGUAUGCCGAGGAGGAUUUGCAGACACUCACUUCGCUUGAUUCGACCCUGGUGUCGCUGGGAGUGGUCAAGAGGACCGGUGAUCCUUGAAGGCGUUUCAGCUCGGUUGGCCUUGUAGUGGUAGUAAAAGAUAGUUAUUAUGCCCCUUUCUAAAGGAGAUUUGGAGAUUUGUGUUGUACCGGUAAAGGUAGGUUGGUUCCUCAUGGAUACUGCCCUCAAGGACCGGUGUAGGUUUUUAGUCUACACUCCGAAAUACCCAGAAAUAAAUCUUAGGGCGUGUG
This is a messenger RNA of Closterium sp. NIES-67, 2145 nucleotides long. Lineage: Eukaryota; Viridiplantae; Streptophyta; Zygnematophyceae; Desmidiales; Closteriaceae. The record is from the annotation of a GenBank genome assembly.